AUGGGGAGGGGCGGGGCUUAUGGCAGGGGGGAAACCACACAACUACCAAAUUUUAGUAAAUAUUUGGAUGAAAUUGCUUUUAAUAUUUGUGAAGCAAAAAUUAAAAUUGCUGAUUUGUCAAGUCUAGUUGAUUUUAUUGUCAAAAUUUCGUCAUUAUAUAAUCAAUUUUCAACACAUUUAUUGAAUGAAUUUAAAAAACAAAUGCCUUCAAAGAAGACGGAUAAAGUGGAGAAUCCGUCAAAAUUGAGAGUUGAUUUGAGAUUUUUCACAGAACUUUUACUUAAUGGAAUAUUUGGACGUGAAGGACUUCAAUUACUUGGUGCUGUUUUAGCUUUUUUAGUUAAUACAGAUAAACAAGAGCAUUUAAAUACAAGUGUGUUGAUGCCUUUUUGUAAAGCACAUUUUUAUCCAAUUACUGGAAUUUUACCUUAUUCUAUGCAACAGUAUACAAAGAUUUUGCCAGCAUCGAAAGAAGUAACUUCAGAUACGGAGCAGAUAGACAUUAUUAUUCAAAUACUUGAAGACUAUCGCAAAUCUUUGGUUGAACAUACAAAUAAAAAAUAUGAGGAAAUGAUAAAGUUGGAAAUGUCGUUGGAAAUGUCGUUAAAAACUGGAGGUACUUCUUCCUCCAAUGCCUCAAAACGUUUUGAUCAGACUAAACAACAUUUUGAACGUCUCUUAGAAUAUGAAAACGAGCUGAGCGAAGUUUUAGGCCAGGCACCAAUGCAAUUCCCUCAAGGAAAUGUUAGUGUUGAUGAACGCGGAGUUGGCGCGAAUGUUAAUCUUUCAAAUGAGGAAGUGAAGACGAAUAAUAAUUCAAUUAAACGUGAAUCUGCUUCAAAUGUUCUAACUUCAUCUACUCAAACAGAAAAUCCUCGGUCUAAUUUGCCUCUGGAAAAUUUACAAAUGGGAUCUGAUACGCCUUCACCUAAUAGUGGGACUUGGAACUUUAUUUCAAAUGUUUUCAAUCAAUGCCGUCGAAGUAUUUCAACCAACUAUCGUCGAUGCAGUAGAAGUAUUUCAACCUACUAUCGUCGCUCCAAGCGAAGUGUUUCUCAAGUUUGUUCAAAAACUCUAUUCUGGACUUUGGUUUUGGCUGUAUUGGGUUUUGUUGUUACUUGUGUUGGUGUAGGUGCAACAGUUUGGUUCUUUAUGCAUUCUCAAGUGAAAGAUUUUGGGAACACAUUGGAUAAGCGUUUGGAUCGUUUCGAAAAAGAUUUGAAGAGUGAUUUCAACUUGCAAUUUCGUGGUAUAAAUCUGACAAUAAAAGAAUUGGAAUUUAAUUUGUCCAAAAAAAUUACGAAUUUUGGAGGAAGAAUGAACAGAAAAUUUACAAAAAUGGAAGGAAGAAUGAACAGAAAAUUUACAAAAAUGGACACAAAAAUUACGGAUUUGGACACAAAACUCGGAAAUCUUACUGAAAGGAUGAACAAAAUGGACACAAAUAUCGUAAACCUUAAUUAUGUUUUCUGGCACUUAACCAAUGUAAAUAUAACUUUAUGGCGACACAUCGAUGACGUCAAUUCGAGUUUAAGUUCAAAGAUCGAUGCUUGGUAUCAACAAAAACAUUUGGAUAUUAUUCAGGAUCAUAAUUAA
Molecule: messenger RNA, 1596 nt
Organism: Meloidogyne enterolobii
Lineage: Eukaryota; Metazoa; Nematoda; Chromadorea; Rhabditida; Meloidogynidae
Source: the annotation of a GenBank genome assembly